This is a messenger RNA of Corythoichthys intestinalis (scribbled pipefish), 5789 nucleotides long. RefSeq names its product acid-sensing (proton-gated) ion channel 1c (gene asic1c). Lineage: Eukaryota; Metazoa; Chordata; Actinopteri; Syngnathiformes; Syngnathidae. The coding region runs from base 900 to 2471 and encodes 523 amino acids. The transcript is spliced from 11 exons. The record is from RefSeq and is a predicted model, not a curated record. Gene Ontology annotation, molecular function: ligand-gated sodium channel activity. Gene Ontology annotation, biological process: sodium ion transmembrane transport. Gene Ontology annotation, cellular component: plasma membrane.
GCGAAUAAAAAUCUGUAUGUUCGCAGGAGUAAACCUGGCGGUCUUCAGAGCGGCUUCAGCGACUAUGCUGGCCAGGGGUGGUCGUAGCUUGUCAAGCGGUGGUCUUCCUUGCCAACUAAAGGAUUUGUGCAAGUAAAGAAGUAGAUUCUGUGUGGAAGCUGAGAAGACCGGUUGUCAAGCACAGUGGUGGGCUUUUUUGAAGGCUCUGAACCCCCAGCUUUCAUUUUUAUUUCUGGACGAAAUAAGAAGAAAUCUGAAAGACAAGAGAAGGUGGCAACGAGGGACUCGUGAGCCCUUUCUAUCCUUAUUACCUCCAUUCACAAAACCAUUGCAUUCCAUCAUCACAGCAAUGUAGAGGCAUUCCCGUUUAGAGGAGGACGUGUCCCAUUGACUGCUGAGGCUUAGCACCUCGCUCCAACAGCUAGCCCUUUUCAUUGCAGUACCCCCCUAAACCCCCUCAUCUCACGCUUCUUUCUUUACAUUUGCAAUUUCCUCUGCUCUUCUUUCUUUUCUGUUGUGUUCUUCUACAGUCUUUUCAUACCUCAAAGGGAGCGGGAGGCAUUGCUUUUGGGUUAAAGUGGGUGUCUCAGGACCUGUCAUUGUGUUUGGUUCCGUGACAAAAGGAAGCAAAGCAAGGAGUGAGACACACAGUUUUGCAUAUAACAAAAUCAACUGCAAAUACAAGGAACAGCUGGCAAUCAAUAAAAACAUGAAUUGCGAUGAAAAGAAGAGUUACGGAAACUGAAAGGCACACUCAUGUAGCUGUUUCUUGAAACCAAUACUGUUGCUGCUGAGGGGUAAGAAGCAGUGCUGUGACUGACACUGCCGCGUGGAUUGUGCGGUUGCUGUUGCUAAGCAAAGUCUUUUCACUAAAGUUGGUGGAGCCACACUCUACAGCCAUGAAAGGAAGCUCAGAGGAAAGCAUUGAAAGCGCCAGGCCGUCAAACCUGCAAGCUUUCGCUAACAUAUCCACGCUACAUGGUAUGAGUCACAUAUUUGCUUAUGGGCAUAUGACAUUUCGCCGGUUCCUGUGGACUCUCUCCUUCUUGGGUUCACUUUGCUUAUUGCUACUGGUGUGCAUGGAUCGAGUGUCUUACUACUUCGAGUACCCUCACGUCACCAAGCUGGAUGAGGUGGCGGCCACUAACCUCACCUUUCCAGCAAUUACCUUCUGUAACCUCAAUGAGUUCCGCUUUUCCAAAAUCACCCGGAAUGACCUCUAUCACGUGGGAGAACUUCUAGCCCUCCUCAAUAAUAACUACCAAAUAGCCAACCCACACUUGGCUGAGCCAGAGGUUCUGGCUGCCCUGAAGGAGAAGGCCAACUUCCAAAAUUUCAAGCCCAAACUGUUCAACAUGACUGAUUUCUAUAACCGCACGGGUCAUGACAUCGGUGACAUGUUGCUGCAGUGCACCUUUCGUGGGGAGGAUUGCUACUCAGUCAACUUCAGCACGAUUUACACCCGCUAUGGCAAAUGCUACACUUUCAACUCGGGACUAGAUGGCAACCCACUGUUGACCACCUUGAAAGGAGGCACGGGGAACGGAUUAGAGAUCAUGCUGGACAUUCAGCAGGAUGAAUACCUUCCUGUCUGGGGUGACACAGAUGAGACCUCCUAUGAAGCGGGAAUCAAGGUUCAGAUUCACAGCCAGGACGAGCCGCCCUUCAUUGACCAGCUGGGAUUUGGCGUUGCCCCCGGUUUUCAAACUUUUGUGUCAUGUCAGCAGCAACUGCUUCAGUACCUCCCUCCACCCUGGGGAGACUGCAAGUCGACUCCAAUCGACUCCGAGUACUUCUCCACGUACAGCAUUACUGCCUGCCGCAUUGACUGUGAAACGCGCUAUCUGCUGGAAAACUGCAACUGCAGAAUGGUGCACAUGCCAGGGACCUCCACUGUGUGCACACCUGAACAGUACAAAGAUUGUGCUGACCCAGCCUUAGACUUUUUGGUAGAGAAAGACAACGAUUACUGUGUGUGUCAGACCCCCUGCAACAUGACUCGCUAUGGCAAGGAGCUGUCCAUGGUUAAGAUCCCCAGUAAGGCAUCUGCUAAGUAUCUGGCUAAGAAAUUCAACAAAACUGAGCAGUAUAUUGGAGAAAACAUAUUGGUUUUGGACAUCUUCUUCGAAGCUCUGAAUUACGAGAAGAUAGAGCAGAAGAAGGCCUAUGAAAUUGCGGGGCUUCUCGGUGACAUCGGAGGGCAGAUGGGUCUGUUUAUAGGAGCCAGUGUCUUGACAAUAUUGGAAAUAUUCGACUACCUAUACGAGGUGUUCAAGGACAAAGUUUUGGGGUACUGCAUGCGCAAGAAGCGACCACAGCGCUGUCCGAGUGACAACCUGGACUAUCCAGAGAACCCAAGCAGCCCUGCUGUCACGCCUAAUCAUGCCCCCAGAGCACCUGUGACACCCUCAGGAGUCACUCGGACAGUCUCGGAUUCACGCCGAACAUGUUACCUCGUCACCCGACUUUAGGAAACUUUGAGGAAUUUGCUUGUUGACAACCUGACGUUUUUCUUUUGGGGGGAGAGGGGCCUUUACAGUAAACUGUGAAAUAUUCAUCAGAGAAAAACAAACAAGGUUGAAGUAAGUGUACAGUAGUCUAUCAAUGCCUGAAUAGAAAUAGAAUAUCAUCAGAAAACAACUUCGAAACAGAACUCAGGUUUAAACGCAACAUUAUUCCCGUUUUUCAAAAUGUCACUUUUCAGUCCCGUGUCCAAAAAUGAAGUGCAAGUUGCUACAUGAACAGGAAGUUAGAAACACAUGAGAAAGUAAACUAUAUGGGCUGCGCUGCACAGCCUGCAGCAUCUUCUCCAGAGUGACCUUAGCAGGAGUUGACUGAUUGUUGCCUUUCAGCUUAUAUCCAUCUAGUUAUUCGCGAAACAUCAAGAGAGAAAAAUGGAGUGAUCGUUCACUAGCGUCGUGUUUGCUCAUCUCGCAAGUUUUUUUCUGUUUGAGAUGUUGAGAAAAAUGCUGAACACAUUUCUUUGCCUUUACUUAUCAUUUGUCAAUUGUGUCUUAGCUCACUGAGAGUAAAAGGGCCAUGCCGAAAAAACAACAAAAUGAAAUUUUGAAUUCAUAUGAAGUCAUAUCGUGCAAAUUACGUCCCAUUUUUUAAUGGGAAAAUAGUUGUAAUAUAGAAAAAAGACGUACACAAAAUGUAUGCAUCGGUCUCACCGAGGACUUGUUAUUCUGUAUAUUGGACUUUUCUUAAAGGGAUCCAGGGAUAGAAAGACUUGUAGUUAAAAAAAAAAAAAAAAAAAAAAAAAACUUUAUUAUAAGUUAAUUUGAUAUUGAAACCCCUCUUGAUGUUUUCGUUUUUAUACAAUUUGUAAAAUAAGCUUAACUAGUAGGUCGCCAUUGUUGUUGUCAUCGCAGGGCGGGGACGUCACAUGGUUACGCUGCCGGUGUGGUGCAGAAAAAUGCACCCCCACUGGAGGGCGCGCACACGUCACUCGUACAGCGAUUAGUCAACAAGUUUUCACGACCAUAUCCCAUCCCAAGAGACUCACCCGGGUAUGAGAUGUAUUAGUUAAAGCAGAGUAAAUGUAUUCAUAUGUUAAGUGUGGUGUGAUGAUGAAAACAAAGUCCGCAGAAAACGGCUCCUGUUUCGUCUGUUGAGAAACUGACAGUUUAUUUGGCUGGAAUAAGGUCUAUGGUAAAGCACAAAACAUUUUUCAAUACAUAUUUACAGUAAAAGAAAGUUGUUUCCGUGUCCAUCGAUUGGUAUAGAGAGGGUGUGUUAUUUGAUUGAUAAGAAAAAGCUGUUUUAUUUCGCCAAAGUAAAUACUUUUAACUUGUUCAAAAGUCAUUUCUGUACAUGCUUGAUGACAAUCCAAACAAUAAUAGCGAUCAUAGAAGUAAUUAGCUUCAUUGGUCCGAAAGAAUUUGGAGUCUAAUCGCUCUAUGAGUGAGGGGGUGCAUUUCACGUAGGGGGUGCAUUUUUUGGCACAACACCGGGCUUCCAGAGUGUGACUCUAGCGACAUAAACAUGUGACCUGUUCGACCCUUUCAAUUUGAACCCGAGAGGAACAUUAAUGAGCAUGACAGCAUUGUUGAUAUUUUACAAAAUAUAGAAUAAAGCAAAAUGAACAGGAAAGAUGGGAUGAGACGAAACGAGUCGGAGGAAAAAAAAGUGUUCUGCCAAAAUGUGCUACACCGGCGAAACGUUCUACAAGCGGCUAACUUGACACCCAAAGUACUACCGUGCACUUUCAGCUUGUUUUGUUUAGAUGCAUACAGACAGAACAUACUAAAGGGUAGUUUGAAUAUGCUACGUAACUAAAGUGGUCAACAGAUCAACAAUCUGCUUUUACGCUACCACAUGAAAACACAAUGCUUAAAAGUAUGAGAGGGAAACACAUGCAAAAAGUAUUUUGAGGCAAUGAAACGUAAUAAAAUACUCAAUAAAAACACAAAUAGUAAGUACUCACUGCUUUACACCGAUGAGCGCAUCUGUUGGACAUCUCACCGCGUAGAAGGAAUUGCAGUAACCCAGUAGUAUUCGUCGAGUAAAAGUAACAAUCUCCGUCAUCAACCCGAGUGUCCAUUGCGCGCUUGAAACAUGGCGUUCUCCAUAGGUCAAAACAUGUACUAAAUAUGAUAGAUUUUUAAAUCAAUGGCAAUAUUUUAUGUUUCUCAUAACAUAUUUUAGUAAAAGAGAACAAUUGUGGCUUAUUAGAGCCUAUAAGUCUUUAAGUCCCAGGUUCCCUUUAAGAAUCAACUUCAACACAAUCUCAUAAAAUUAUUUUGAGUUUGUUUUUGUAAAAUCAUCGCUUUAUUCAUAUUUAAAUCACAUUUUAUACUGAGAUUAUUUUUUUUAAAAGGUUUAAUUUACCCUAUAGUCAAAUUUUAUUUCCAAACAAUGCACUUAUUUUAGGAAUUUAAAUGAGUACAUCAGUUUCCAAGAUAAUUUCUUUUAAUGACAGUUUUAUUUAAACUUUAUUAAAAACUGUGAAUUCUUCUGGUAUUAUUUCUACUUUAUUCUCCUACAUUGAAUGUUUUAUUAUGACAUAAGUAUUGCAUUAGUGCUUUAUCCAGAAUAUUUUGUGUCCUCUAAGGACGUACAUGCUACAGUCUACUUAAAAUUGCUACUUCAUACUUUGACCAUAACUAUUUUUUUUCAUAAAAGUACUUUUUCCCCAAUAUUAUGACUUCAUUUUAAUAAAAUUGUGACUUUGACUGCAAUUUUGUGGCUUCAUUAACACAAAUUUAUUUUCGCAAGUACAACUUAACACUAUAUACAUGCCCUAUUUAGUCUCACCAAUGUAUGACUUUCUCAUCAAAUUUCUAUUUUAUUUACAUUUUCCAGUAAUUCUCGGUCUUACAUGUGGCAGUAUUAGUUUUCGGUGUGGCCCCAAAACUGAUCAUUUAUCAAUCAGCACAAUGGCUUGUGAUAGUAAUCUAUUGUGUAUAGAAGCUCCAGUCAAAAUGGUGAACUAAAGUGUGUAUAUAACCAGAAUGAGAUGCCAUAAAGAAAUUCUAUACUGCUCAUUUUGUCAUUUCCAAAUACAGGUAUGUAUAGAUCUAGACAGACUGUUUUCACUUGUGUCCUUUCACCACAGGGAUGUACUGUAGACCAUAAGUGUCUUGGUGAUUAGCAUUAUUGUGACUGAGAAUUGUCAACGCACACAUUCAGUUCCUUAACGACACAAACGCAUUGUAAAAUUCCACCGUUGUAUCCUGUUGUUAUUCUUCUUAUCCUAAAUAUACCAGAAUAUGUAACAAGUCACAAAUGAUUCUUUGUGAUGUAACAAUAAUGAAGUCUAAUAAAGUCGAUAUUUACCCAUCGUA